GCCGUUGCCACCUAAGAUUCUAUUGAACGCAUUUCUCGAUAGCUCCAUCGUACCUCCAUCGAUAACUCCAAUGGUGACUCUUCAGAGAACCCCACCAAUGGCCGCGCUUCUAGAUUUCAAUACAGUGCAAGAACUCUAUCUUCUACACCUACCCUGCUCUUUCUUUCCUGCGUACGAACCUACGAUUUUUUACCCGGGUUUGAAAUUCUUCACGAUCCGCAGCUUGCUAGUUUCGUUUGAAGCUCGAGAGUCUGAUUUUGGUCACACUGCGACUUUCCCAUCUUCGUCCGUAUCGAACCUGGAAGCCGAUCUUUCGUUUUACGCACCAAUCUUACGUAGUACGUUCCCCUGCGGAAUCCGAUGGCGCGACGCCCCAUGGAGGCUUUAACUAUAAGGACGCCAGGACGGAGCAACGAGGAAAGCUUUUUCAGGGUGGAAUAUUGUCCAGCGGGAGAGGGGAAAUGGAAGGGUAAAUGGUGGGAUGGGUACCUGAAGGUGAAAGGGAGCUCUUGCGUUCUUCAGCGAAUGGCGGCCCAGACCCUGCCCGACAAGGAGCUAAAGCGAGGCGUCAUUCAAAAGGUGGGCGAGUUUUAUUUCAACAAAGUUAAACGAUUGACCGAGGAAGAGUACGGUACGGGCUUAAAAGAGCACCUAAAGACGGAGGUCUUCUUGUUGGAUGACACGCCCGUGACAGUCAGCUAUGACAUGUCCACGACAGUUGGAGAGCUUCUGGCGGGCAUGGACGGGGAUGUGGGUGAGAAGGACUCUCGGACCAUUGGGCUAUACGAGCACAGAAAGUACUACACCACGGUCAACGACAACGAUACAAAUGUUACAAGCGAGUACAAUCUGCUGGAUGAGGGCUCUUACAUGGGGACCGUGAUGGAAGAGCUAGAAAAAUUCAAGGGGAACAGCAUGCAGAUGGAGAAGUCACGCCUUCUGUUGCACAAAAAAUAUUCGCCUCAAAACGGGGGGUCUAUGACUGACCCCGUCCUCCUCCAUGCGUGCUACGCCCAAGUGAGGGAUAUUUUCCAGCGAGGAGGCUUCUUUUUGAAGAGGUGUGAUGUCGCCUGCCUAGCUGCGCUGGAACUUCACGUGGAGUUUGGCAUGCUUCCUGAGCCACAAGUGACACUAGACUGGGGAGCGGAGGUGGGAAGAAUUAUUCCCACAGAUCAGCGGCCUCUGCAAUCCAAGGAGGCGUGGAAAAGAGGCGUGCUCCAGCUUUACAGAGCAUUGCCAUCCCUAUCCCAGAUGGAGUCAAGCCAACAGUUCUUACGACUUAUCGCCAAUCUUCCCUAUGUGGGUUCGGAGUUUUACUCCGUGAGAGGCGAACGCUUCACUGUACCAACGGUCCUAGUUGGGAUUAACAGAUAUGGGAUUCAUUUCUUAUGGCACAUGCGUCGAGAGUACUUGUACUCUAUCAAGUGGAGUGACGUCUCCGAAGUGUUCCACAGCCCAACAGGCUUCACUCUAACACUUCGGAGGAGCAAUGCAAGUUCGGUGGUUACUUUAAACCCCAUAACAUCUGAACUGAUUAAGAUUCAAGCAGCCAUUACCACUCAUCGGGCGCGUGGCCUGUUGUUCCAUCCAGAGGCCUUACAGAACACUUCUUUGCUUGCCCCGAUUGCUGCUGCUACUGCGGCUGCUGCUGCUGCUUCUUCUGCUGCUACUGCUGCUGCUGUUGCUGCAUCUCGUGGUGCUGCCACUGCUGCUGCUUCUGUUACCAGGGCUGCCACUCUUGCUGCUGAUACCGCUGCAACCACCGCUGCUGCUCCUGCUGAUGCCGGUGCUUCCACCGCUGCUACUGUUACCGGUGCUGCCACUCCUGCUGCUGCUACCGGUGCUGCCACCGCUGCUGCUCCUGCUGAUGCUGGUGCUGCAACCGCUGCUGCUGACGCCGGUGCUACCCCCGCUGCUGCUGAUGCUGGUGCUGCCACCGCUGCUUCCGUUACCGGUGUUGCCACUCCUGGUGCUGAUACCGGUGCUGCCACCGCUGCUGCUCCUGCUGAUGCCGGUGCUGCCACCGCUGCUGCUGAUGCCGGUGUUGCCACCCCUGCUGCUGAUACUGGUGCUGCCACCGCUGCUGCUCCUGCUGAUACUGGUGCUGCCACCGCUGCUGCAGGAGCUGUACCUUCCACAGUUGUUGCGAAAAGCCAAGCUCAAAUGAAGGAGGAUCUUGAGAAGUGGAGCAGGGAAUGCAAUGAAAAAGUGGACCAGCUUCAGCAGGCAAGACAGGAGGCGGAAGAGGCCCGCGAAGAGGCACAACGUGCCAGAGAGGACGCUCAGGCUCUGGAGGAAAAUCUCGAGGAGGCGCGCUGCUCAAAGGAGGCUGCUCAAAGGAGGCUGGAUGCUGUAAAGGAUGAGGCCACUCGUGCGGCAUCUCAGCACUUGGAGGAGCUUCAACGGGCACGAGAUGCUGCUGCUAGCACGGCUGUGGAGGAGUUGGGCAUGGAGCGUGCGCAGUUGCAGGCUAAGGCAGAGGCUGCCAAGCAGCAUGCACAGUCACUUGAGAAGACGGUGGAGGAGGAGCGGCGCAUGACGGAUGCAGCUGUGGCGCAUUUUGAUGACAUGGCAUCGGCAUUGACUGAGCUCGAGAGGAAGCUGCUGGAUGCUACGAGUCGACUGGAGGCGGCGAAGGAGAACGUGUCUCGUGCUGAUCGUGAGGUCGUUGUUUUGGAGGAGGAGAGGUCGUUUCUGAUUGCGGCGCAGUCGCAGGCAGCAGAGCGAGACGCAGCUGCGAGGAAGAGGCUGCAAGAAACCAUUACGCGGAUGCUGGCAGCGGUGGAUAAUGCUCAGCAAGUCGUCAUGCAUCAACAAGCAAUUGAUGCUGCGAGUAAGGAGGUGGAAAGGGCUCGUACAGAGGCACAGCGUGCCAGAGACGAGGCAGGGGCUCUACAGAGGAUGCUGGAGGAGGAGCGCCGGGAGAAAGAUGCAGAGAAGGAGUGCAGUAGCGGAUUUGUUGCAUCAUUGGCCCAGCGUGAGAGGGAGCUGGACGCCGCUCGAAGGAGCCUGGCUGCUGCAGAGGGGGAGGCCGCUCGUGCGGCUACUCGGCACUUGGAGGAGCUUCAACGGGCACGAGAUACCGCUGCUAGCACGGCGGCGGAGGAGUUGGGCAGGGAGCGUGCGCAGUUGGAGGCGGAGGCAGAGCUGCCAGGCAGCAUGCACAGUCGCUUGAGAAGACGGUGGAGGAGGAGAUCUGGAGAAGAGAGAAAGCAACUCUGAUUGCGGCGCAGUCAAAGGCAGCAGAGGGACAAGCGAGCACUCUGAAGGAGUUCCACCAGUUGGAGGGAGUGCAUUUGGCGAUGAAGAGC
Messenger RNA from Closterium sp. NIES-67, 3311 nucleotides. Lineage: Eukaryota; Viridiplantae; Streptophyta; Zygnematophyceae; Desmidiales; Closteriaceae. The record is from the annotation of a GenBank genome assembly.